This is a messenger RNA of Myzus persicae (green peach aphid), 1307 nucleotides long. RefSeq lists its product as uncharacterized. The transcript has 8 exons. The record is from RefSeq and is a predicted model, not a curated record. NCBI's taxonomy places the organism in Eukaryota, Metazoa, Arthropoda, Insecta, Hemiptera, Aphididae. Bases 244 to 1251 code for a protein of 335 amino acids.
UUUAUACAAGUACUUAAGUAGGUAUGUAUUAUUAUAUUUAUUAUAAUAACUGGUUAAUUGCCUUUUUUAGAUGAUUUAGUUUCUAGGGAGGUAGAUUUUGGUAGGUCAAUAACAUUGGAGACUUCACUCGAAAAGCAGAAAACAGUUACAAGUUAUGAUUUUAACCAAGAUUUAGAUUAUAACUAUAAAGAGAUUAGUACAAUAAAGAAUUGUAAGACACAAUCAUUAAAAUCCAAACUAAAUAUGCCUGGUUCUAGAUUUUCAAAUGAAGGUCGUAAUAAUCAUCAGAUGUCCGAUUGCUCUCCUUCAAAAGUAAAAAGAACUCUUUUUAAACCAAUAAGUACAUCAAUUCAAGAGAAUAAGUCUUCAUCAACAACUCCAGAAAGUAAUCAUGAAAUAUCAUCCAUCGUAAAUACAUCAUCUUCUCCAUUUAAGGUCACAUCACAAGACAACUAUCAAUCAUUAAUUCCUGAUGUGCAUGAAGAAAUACUGUUAUCAGAUCAUAAUACCAAACAGUUAUCAAAUCUUGGCCAUAGACCAUCUACAUCAACUCAAGAAAAUUGUAAUUAUGAUUUCGAAAUUAAAAACAUGACGCCUAAGCCAUAUUCAUCUACAAAAUUCAAUAAUUAUAUUAUUAAAGAUCACAAAAGGAUGAAUGUUUCACCGCAGAGUAAUUUAGCCAUCACACCAAGAGGCACCAAUUCAUCUGGCCAACAUUCUGAUAUUUUGAACAGGAUCUUAAAUGUGGUAUUAAAGAUUAGGUAUGAUGUACAGUCCAUUCAACAGAAGCAGAUGGAAAUGGAACAGACUCUAACAGAUGCAAUAAAUCAAGUUAAUGAGACCAAAGGCUCAUCCAAUCACCAAAAUAUAUCAACAGAAGGAGAAGACUUUUAUUUAAUGAUUCCGAUAAUGGACGAAGAACAAUUAUUUAUAUUUGAAGAAAAACUUUUGGAAAAGUCUUAUAAAUUAUGUGUUGUAAAUGAGCUCAAACGUCUUCAAAAAAAAAAACUUAAUUCUACGGUACGAGGCUUACUAAAAGCACUUUUCAGUGACGAUGUCUUAAAAGAAUACAGUUAUGUUGGGCAAAAAAAAAAGAAAAUAUUCUGUUCAUUAAGAUCAUGUGCAAUAGUUUUUGAAACAAUAAGAAAAAUGAAAAACUUCCAAAGUUCAACUAAUGCAACUAUUGAAGACCCAAUUAAAAAAUACAUUGCUGGUGCUGGUUUUAGAAAAUCUUCUAAAAAUAUAGAUUAACCAAAAAUUUAAAAUUUCAACUAUUAUUCUAUUAAAACAAACAUUUUAAAGAUAUA